Messenger RNA from Exophiala aquamarina CBS 119918, 1584 nucleotides. RefSeq lists its product as uncharacterized. The record is from RefSeq and is a predicted model, not a curated record. The coding region runs from base 1 to 1584 and encodes 527 amino acids. Gene Ontology annotation, cellular component: cytoplasm. Lineage: Eukaryota; Fungi; Ascomycota; Eurotiomycetes; Chaetothyriales; Herpotrichiellaceae. Gene Ontology annotation, molecular function: exopolyphosphatase activity. The transcript has a single exon.
AUGGCGGAUGACAAUAACAUGCCACCGCUAUCAACGUACUUGUCGCGGCUUUGCGGCCUUGCGUUCCCUCGCACACAUCGGUCGCCGUCAAUUUACAACAAGAACAUCACGCUGGUAAUGGGCAAUCCCUCCGCGGACCUCGAUAGUUUCGUGUCUGCGGUCGUACUCUCGUACUUCUACAACCAUAGUCGCCGCGCAGGCAAGCAGUUUUCGGAGUCUACGACCUAUGUGCCGAUAUUGAAUUUGCCGGCGGUCAAGUCUUCGGAUCUGUGGCGCCAGAGGCCAGAAUUUGCGGUUGCGUUGAAAGCCGCGUUGGGGGAGCCGAUAUACGAAGAUCCUUCGAAUGGAAAGCCUGGUGACGUGCAAGGAGGAGAUAGUGGCAAGGUCGAAACGCUCGAGCGGGUGAUCACCAUCGCGGACGUCUUGGAUGAUGAUACUAGUGUACUGCAUGAUCCUUUCGUUUCUUCUUCUUCCUCUUCUUCGACUUCUACGUCGACUUCUCCGCCUCAUCCUUCGCACGCAAAACAGGAUCUGCUCCUCGUUGAUCACAACUCGCCGUCCAUUGCGGGCCUCAACGCCGACGCCAUCAACUCCCGGUUCAACGUCGUUGGAUGCAUCGACCACCACGUGGACGAGUACUACAUACCCGCCAGCGCGGACCCAAGGAUCGUCACCACAGGGAUCGGCAGCUGUACCAGCCUUGUGGUCAGCCAUCUCAGGGAGCAGGGAUUGUGGGCGGAACACAGCGCAGAUCCUAGAAUAAGUGAUGGAUUAAAUCAAAUCACUAGACUCGCUCUGGCGCCUAUUCUAAUCGACACGUCGAAUCUACGGGCCACGGGCGACAAGUGCUCGGACACGGACCGCGAGGCCGUCCGGUUUCUCGAGUCGGUUCUUGUUUCCACUGUGGAGGAGGGAAAUAAUGGCGAUGGACCGCUGGACCUAAACUCGGCGCAGCAGCAGCGAACGCAAUGGGACCGCACGGCCUCAUACAAUGCAAUCUCAUCCGCGAAGAGCAACUCUCUGUCCUUGCUCACGACGCAGGAAGCCUUUGAUCGCGACUAUAAAGCGUGGGUCGAACCCAUGACGAUGAAUUCAUGGGCAGGAACAACGGAUGAGAAUCAGAGACGCGCAAAGAUCUACAUCAACAUCGGGAUAACCUCACUGGUGAAGCCGCUCUCCUGGCUCGUACGACAUGCCGGCGAUGUAACCGCGUUCGUGAACGAGAUCGAGACGUUCACGCAAAGCCCACACCGGGAUCUAGUCGUGUUCGGGAUGUUGACGCGAACGGGUGACGGGAGGAAGGAGGUCGUGCUGCUUGCUACUGAUGGCCGUGCUAAAGGGGUGGCGGAUGAGUUCGGAAAGACCGCGAGUGAGGAGCUACAAUUGGGGGCGUGGGAGGGAGAAGGUGAUGGGGAGAGGGAGGAAUUGCUGAGCGAGUUGGCCAAGAGGUUUGUCGCCGUUAAGGUGUGGUAUAUCGGUGAUACGAGUAAGAGUCGAAAGCAGGUUGCGCCGCUGCUUAGGGGUGUUGUUCGGGGUCUAAGAAGCGAUGUGCACGGGGAAGAAAUGGCCUUGCGGUCUGCAUGA